CCUUCCAUAGAAGGAUCACUACUGUCGCUGUGCGUGCGCCGACAGACCGGGUUGACAUUUGCAUCAUGACCGGGUGAAGAGGGAGAGGGCUCAGCACAGGUUAGUGAAAGUACACACAAAUACACAAGAAAUAUGCUUUUAAUAUAUUCAAGCAUGCCUUAAGUGCAACUCCCAGUAUAUUAAAUACAACUUAAGUUGUUUCAUUUUAACACAGCUUCAAGUAUAGUAAUUUUAAACGUAAAAAAGUAAACUUAAGUAUAUGAAAUAUACUUUUACAAAGUCUAUUUAUGUAUAUAUUUUUUUCACUGGGGUGGUAAUCAGUCAAUUCUACAGCUAAUUAACGAUUAUCUCUCUCUUUCACAGUCCACAACUGCAAUUGAGGGACAGCAACAUCACAGAGACAACUAUCUGUCGCCAUCACGCCAAAUGGCUCAUUGGCAAAACGUCCGCAUAUUCUAGAAAUUGUCCAGCAACAGCAAAAAUAUCACCGUCAAAGUGACAGACUAUGGCUAAAUAUGAGAAACUAAUUAGCAGCAGUUGACCAUUCAUCAUGUAUUUCCUCAGCCUAUCAGGCUAUCUACUAAAUACAAAUGAAUACCCUACAACCAUGACAUGUGCCUCAAAACCAUCUUUUAACAGCGUCAGCUCAGUGCAUCCUCUGAUAACUUUUGAACAUGCUCAACAGUGAUCAGACAGUACGCAAUAAGAAACGUGCAGAUUUCUUCCUCUGUGGUCACUGUGCACAAAGUUUUCGCUCUUCAGAUACCGUGUACAUUUUUACACCAUGAACUGGCAAAAGGACACCACAGCCCCUUCAUAUGCUGCACCGGCACACAUGUUUUUAUCUGUGCUGAAAUGUGGGGUUUUUUUUUAGUUUGGCAUACUUGUGGUCAAACAAAACCAGGUUUGUCAAAGGUUUGUCCACGGGAAAAAGAAACACGACGACAUGCACAGAAACUGUAGGCUAUGCUGUUGCGAAACACGGACAGGCUAACCGUGCUUCUGCAGCCAUCAAGGUUGUGGCAAAUACUGUGGAGGAAAUGAAAUAUGCAUCAUGGGUUUUCAAAACUUUACUUUAAGGUAAAUGUACCUGCUCACAUACUACAUACGAACGUUGUAUCACAGUUGCAGGAAAUAAAGUGUGCACUUCUGUCGUCAUUUUCAGAAAGUAGGUCAUGGACACAACCGUCCCUGUUGUCACCGCUUUCCGUGGCAGUGAGAAUCCAUUUAUGACAGAUGUACCAAGCUCCACUCCAGCAGCCUUCACAGAUUACUUAUAUGACUACCCUGACCAUGACUUCGGGAGGUGUGUGUAUGAGCGUCACGGGGCCCGUUUUCUUCCGGCCCUCUACACCACUUUCUUCCUCGUCGGCCUUCUUGGGAACACUUUGGUCAUCUGGGUCAUUGCGUGCGGCGUGCGACUCCGCAGUAUGACCGACGUGUGUCUUCUCAACUUGGCCAUUGCUGACCUGCUGCUAGUGUGCUCCCUUCCCUUUCUGGCCUACCAAGCCCGGGACCAGUGGCUGUUCGGAGACGCUAUGUGCAAAGUAAUCCUGGGCGUUUAUCAUAUUGUUUUUUACUGUGGGAUCUUCUUCAUCACUCUAAUGAGCAUCGACCGCUACUUGGCUGUGGUGCACGCCAUCUACGCUAUGAGAGCACGGACCCGGUCAUUUGGACUGAUUGCAGCUGCUGUGACAUGGGUGGCUGGAUUUUUGGCUUCUUUCCCUGACUUGAUCUUUCUCAAACAACAGUCUAGUGGCAACACAACUCAGUUGUGCUUCCCGGCGUAUCCCACGGAUGCAUUUAGUUAUACCAGUUUAUCCAACUCCCACUCCUGGAGGGUCUUUAGCCUCUUCAAAAUGAACAUUUUGGGUCUACUGGUCCCGGCUGUCCUCAUGUGUUUCUGCUACUCACAGAUUGUCUGUAGGCUGCUGUACAGCCAGUCGCCCAAGAAACAGGCCAUCAGGUUGGUUCUCGUAGUGGUCGCGGUUUUCUUCUGCUGCUGGGUCCCCUACAAUGUCGCGUCGUUCGUGAAAGCACUGGAGCUCCUGCAUUACUAUACCGAGUGUGAAAGCAGCAAAGCCAUCAGAUUGACCCUACAAGUCACAGAGGCCAUCGCCUACUCUCACAGCUGCCUCAACCCCAUCCUGUAUGUGUUCGUCGGGGAGAAGUUCAGGAGGCACCUGGUGAGGUUGAUAAACAGGGCUCCCUGCCGACUCUGCCAGGUGAUCAAGGUCUGCAUACCACAGGCCAGAAUGGCCGGGUCGGUCUACUCGCAAACCACCAGCGUGGACGAGAGGAGCACCGCUGUGUGAGCGCGUCCUGGUACAGCCGAGCGGGCUGCUGUCCUGACACCAACAAUUUGUGUGAGGUUCCUGGGACAACAACUCCCGCAGCCAAUCGACGUUUGUGGGGUCGUCACAGAGAACGACCUUGACCCCUAACCCUAAAAUGUUGCAGCCACUUGGCAAAAUCAGGACAUCCGCUGUGUAUAGUGCGGAUUUAAUUAUAGGCCUUAAGUUCACUUAACACUUCCUACAAGUAUCAUUUAGUUUUAGCUUGAAUUUUGGCACUUUAGGUCAGAAAAAUUCGGAAUGCAGUUAGUCUGUGGUUUAUCUUUGAAACUAUAGGAAAAGCUCACAAGGCUAUGCAUUUGAGACACGUCUGAUCUUUCUGUUGUAAACAAUAUGUAACUUGAUUGUACUAUAUAUGCACAUUUCAAUAUUUUCUAUAGGUUCUGCAUACAACAGAAGGAUGUACAAUGGAAUUGCACUGUAAAUAUUUUUUACUAUACUUGGUAAUUUGAGUGAGAAGGUAACAGACUGUGUCUGCACCUGCAAGUUCAAGUCAGACAUACAGUGGUCUUGAAUAUAACUUUGUUUUCCCCUUUAAUCCCAUUCCCAAACCUCAUAUAAUCAUCAGCUGAUGAUGGUUGAAAGAUGAGCGCCACCCCCCAAAAAAUCAACAACGACAAAAAAAACAACAACAAAAACAAAACAAAAAAAACCUUUCUUUUCAUUUGACGACCACGUGUCAUCAGUUUUCACACUGUUGCAGAACAAAAAUGUUCCUGAAAAUUAAAAUCACACCCUGGAAGAGGAAGUAUGUAACCGAGCUGUCAUUUUUACAAUUCUGAACAUUAUUACAAAAAACAUUAAACUAAAUAGGAAUAUAUAUAUAUAUACAUAUAAUUUCUAAUAAGCUUUAAAGAAGUAUGAUGUAGAGAUUUUUGUACUUAAAUCCUUAAAUUCAAUUAUUGUACUUUGUAUGCAAAAUUUCAUUACUAUCAACUCAGUCAAAGUCACUUAUUAGACCUCUCGCGGAUGGUAAGUAUUUAUAUAUAUCACCCAAAGGAUUGAAAAUUAAAUAGAGAAGAAGAAGUGUCCCCAGCAAGAAUCUAUUCCAUUAACUCCUCAUUGCAUUUUUCUCAACACCGUACUAGUAAUUUCUGCUCGGGUUCAUUACUUUGGAUGAAGAUAUUGAAGUAAUAGCAUAAUUAGCACCCUUGUCUUUGUUGAUGCGGGGCUGUCUAUUACUCAAAGCCCAAUCGGAGAUACUCUGUAGACAUCAAUGCGAUAUCACGUGAAGACACAUACAUAGUCAAGUAGUUGCAUGCAUAACAGCAUAACCACAGCAUCGCUCUCUGUCCCCAAACUUCCUGUCUGUUGCAGCUGUCAGUAAGGCAAAAUAUCAAAACAAUAAAAACAGAGCUCCUUCAGAGCCACAGAUGACUGUGCACCUGUUUUUCAAACUGAGGAGUAGUAAGCUUGACUGGUAAACUUAUUUUAGCAUGUACAAUCAGGGGAGUGACCGCAUGUGUGCAAAGUGGCCCCUAAAUGUCAGUGCAGACUGUUAAAUGUUUAAAUAUAAUUUUUUUUUUCAAAGGGUUUUCAUUUCAUUUUAUUCUGAAAAGCUGCUUGUGAGUAGUUUUAAAUGUAAAUGUUUUUAUAUAUGCAACCUGAACAUGCCAACACGAUCACAUUCUUUUGUUAUGUUGAUGUCAUGUAUGCAUUAUAUUUGUUUAUAUUUUUUUCUCCUAAUAAAACUAUAAUGAAUAUACCACAAA
Messenger RNA from Scophthalmus maximus (turbot), 4066 nucleotides. It is a transcript of the gene ccr8.2, whose product is annotated as cabz01093075.1. Gene Ontology annotation, cellular component: membrane. The record is from RefSeq and is a predicted model, not a curated record. Gene Ontology annotation, biological process: immune response; chemotaxis; G protein-coupled receptor signaling pathway. Lineage: Eukaryota; Metazoa; Chordata; Actinopteri; Pleuronectiformes; Scophthalmidae. The coding region runs from base 1176 to 2315 and encodes 379 amino acids. Gene Ontology annotation, molecular function: chemokine receptor activity. The transcript is spliced from 2 exons.